Molecule: messenger RNA, 151 nt
Organism: Symbiodinium pilosum
Lineage: Eukaryota; Dinophyceae; Suessiales; Symbiodiniaceae
Source: the annotation of a GenBank genome assembly
AUGACGUUGGCGAGUUUGAGGUCUUCAUGUCUCCUGGCAUAUCGAUUGACGCAUAGCUAUCUGGCCAGGGCGCCACACAUCAAGCGCGGGCUGCAUUCCUACCCAUCUUCCCCUCACCUGGCAUACUCAACUGGAGAUGAUGCAGCAGGAG